Acanthoscelides obtectus is the source of this 621-nucleotide messenger RNA. The record is from the annotation of a GenBank genome assembly. NCBI's taxonomy places the organism in Eukaryota, Metazoa, Arthropoda, Insecta, Coleoptera, Chrysomelidae.
AUGAAACCAUCUAAACUGCAAGAUCAUCUGAGAAGAUGCCACCCUGAUAAAACAGAGAAAGAUUUGGAAUACUUUCAAACACUCAAAGAUAAAUUUCAGAAGAGACCUACACUGGACAGAAUGUUCGCUUCGACGUCACAAAGAAAUGAUGAUGGUUUGCGGGCGUCUUACAAUAUCUCGUUACUUAUAGCAAAAUCCGGAAAACCGCAUACUAUCGGAGAGAAGAAGUGUGCUAAACAGAUCAAUUUCUUGUUCCCUUCCCAGGAGAGGCAGGAUCAUAACAGUCAUGAUGACAAGCAAUAUAUGAAAGUGAGCGACUUUGGUUUUUACAGGCCUCUCAAAUAUUCUAUGGGUUCUUCUGCCAGGAUACCACGAACUACUGGUGCUAUGAUGAAACGUUUCAGUUGUUCCUUCAUCCUCAUUCUAGCAGCAAAGUUUACGGCCGGUCUAACUAAAACAGGUAAUAAAAAUGCGUAUUUACCCAUUAUAGUAACAUUGAACCGCAUUGAAUUCGAAGCGAGACAACAAGGUUCGAGAGCAUUGACUUCACUGAACCAACGGCUGGUUUAUAAUUUGUCAAUCCAACUAAAUUUACCAUUAUUUUAUUCACUUCAAACUUGA